This is a messenger RNA of Nezara viridula (southern green stink bug), 1422 nucleotides long. The record is from the annotation of a GenBank genome assembly. Lineage: Eukaryota; Metazoa; Arthropoda; Insecta; Hemiptera; Pentatomidae.
AUGAUGCCUAAAGUAUAUGCUAAAGAGCGAAGAAAAGGUGCCUUGGGGUUUGAUCUAAAUGAAACCCCAUUUGGUAGUGGUACCCCUUGCGAAACCACUUCAAGUAAAACAGAAUCGCAAAGCAUCAAUCUACAGGGCAUUGCAGCGAGGGUAGAUGUAGUUACAGUGGAUGGAUUACGAAGAACCAAAGACGAUAUAGUUGCUAAUACUGUAAAAGAUUUAUUUGGUGCAACCAACUUCGAAGAGAUAAUAAAAACAGCUCAUGGAGUCAGACAGAAAUUGCUGCAGCUUGGCUGUUUUAAAUCUAUAGCCAUUCAUAUAGACACUAGUUCAGGUCCAGCAGCAACGCCUUCUGGUUUUGAGGUUAACUAUGAAGUCAGUGAAUUAAAACGAAUAACUGGUGGUAUCACUACCAAUAUUUCUAAUUCUGGUGAGGGCAUUUUCUCAUUUGGAGGUAUCUUUCCAAAUUUAUGGGGUAGAGGGGAGAGUCUUAAGGGAGACGUGUCUUAUGGCUCUGGCAGUUCAAGUACAGCAAAUGUAACAUUUGUCAAGCCUUUCAUUUCAGCUCAUAACCUUGUUGGGUCUCUUUCAGCAGUUAAAAGUUACAAUGAGGCAAGUAGCUCUGGGUAUAACCUCUUUGAGAAUGGACUUAUUGCCGAGUGUGCUUAUACAUCUUUUCCAGGGUGGAACCAUAAAUUCCAAUAUGAGGCUAAUUGGAGGUUGAUGGGACCUGAUACCAAGCAGACUUCAUUUUUUGUUCGAAACGAGGCAGGCUCGACGUUAAAAUCAAGUGCUCGUCAUAUAUGGAACAUCGACACCAGAAACUCUACUAUUUUUCCAACAUGUGGGCAUUUAAUGCAAAUGACAUCAGAAUUUGCUGGCAUAGGGGGCAAUGUUAAUUUUCUAAAAAAUGAAAUCCGCCUUCAAAAUACUAUCCCGAAAGGGGACUUUAUCUUCCAAGGUGGCCUUAACCUGGGUUUAUUGAACCCCAUCGGCGAAGGAAAAGUUGAUGUUAUUGAUUCCUUCUUCUUAGGCGGUCCUUUAGGUUUUCGAGGGUUUACAGGUCGGGGUAUGGGACCCAAGGAAGGUGAAAAUUAUGUAGGAGCAAAAAUGUAUUGGGCUACUGGGUUCCAUCUAUAUACACCCCUUCCUUUCAGGCCUGGCGAAGGUGGUGUUGGAGACCUUUUCAAGUUACAUAUUUUCACCAAUAUUGGAAACAUAGGGGAAUUUGAUUUCAAUAGCAUUACAGGCUUCUUUGAUGAACAGAAAAAUAAUUUAAGAAUUGCAGCUGGGCUGGGUUUCGUGCUCAAACUUGGAAGUAUGGCCAGAGUAGAACUGAAUUUGGUAUAUCCCAUAAAAGCAGGAGAAUCAGACAAUCCAGUCACCGGAUUACAAAUUGGCGUUGGUGGAGAUUUUCUUUAG